Messenger RNA from Sugiyamaella lignohabitans, 1101 nucleotides. It is a transcript of the gene LSB5, whose product is annotated as Lsb5p. Gene Ontology annotation, biological process: actin cortical patch localization; endocytosis; actin filament organization. The transcript has a single exon. Lineage: Eukaryota; Fungi; Ascomycota; Dipodascomycetes; Dipodascales; Trichomonascaceae. The record is from RefSeq and is a predicted model, not a curated record. Gene Ontology annotation, cellular component: actin cortical patch. The coding region runs from base 1 to 1101 and encodes 366 amino acids.
AUGAUUACGACUGACCCUACUAUAGACAGCCAGGUUAAGAAGCGAAUGCAGGCUAUGUUUUACGGGUGGUCUAUGGAGCUUAAAGAUGAGAAGGGCUACCAGAAGCUCGCCAAGUUGUACCAACAGAUGCCCCAACGAGCACGUAGAGUUCGAACCGAUGUAUCCCAUGCUCCUAGGGCGCAGCCUAAGUAUCUGUCAAAUGACCCUAAUGAUCUGGAAUCAGAUGAGGAAAAUGAUGAAGACGAUAGCGACAACAAUGGUCGCCGUGGUGGUCCCAGUAGUGGAAGAAGUCGUUCAAGAGGCAACGAUUAUGAUAGAUAUGCUGAUGACGACGAUGAUAAUGACCGGGUUGUAUCUUCGUCUGCCCGUGUACGUGGUGCUGCUAGUGGGGGCUCUCCAUCUUUGACAACAUCAUCGUCAUCCAAGCCAAGCAAGAGUAACAAGAAGAGUUCUUCGCAACCUCAACCACCGGUCGUUCUUAGUCUCGCAAAAGAGAGACCAAAAAUUAAGGGAGUGCUUGCUGAGUCGGGUUCUGCUGCUACUAACCUCACUAAUGCGCUUAAACUCAUUAACAGAUUGGACGAGCUUUCCACGGAAAACAAGCGAGCCACCACCUGUUUCAACCAGUGUAGGUCUCUUAGACGUCAGGUUCUCCGUUAUAUCCACUCACUUGACUCCGAAGAAUAUAUCGGCCCUCUUAUCCAUGCCAACGAAGAGCUAGUCACUGCUCUGCAGCUCUACGACGAGAUGAGUCGUCCACCUUCGGACUCGGAUUCUGAAUACGACGACUGGAAAGUCGACUCCAGAGAUAAUCAGCAGCAGCCUCACCAACAGCACAACCGUUCAAGAAGUGGCGCCUCGACACCAACAAACAAUGCCAGCUACCACCCGAGCUUAUCGUCACCAAUAGACUCACCCAGCCGCCGUCGUGCUCCACCCCCUCCACCUGCCAAGCCCGCAAACCUUCGCAGCCCCGUCGCAUCGCCAUCUACCAGGGCUCCACCAGCUGCUCAACCUGCUGCCAUGUCCGAGGACGAAGAAGACCCCUUCGGCGACUCGCAUGCUGCCGACUCGGCUCCAAAACACACACCCAUGUGGUGA